AUGAAAGGUUUCGUUAUAAUUAUAAUCGCGCUAUUCAAUAUUGUUUUCGGUGAUCAGGCUACUGUUAAAGAAACUAUAGAGGAAGAGGACUUACGCUGCGGACAUGGUAACCAAGAUGCUGAUAAUCACCUAUUAUCCUCAAUAACGCGUCGGCCAUGUUUUAUUCCACAACAACGUAUAGGUCCACAAAAAAAACCAGAAUCAGAAGAAUAUUCACCACCAAUUAUAAUGACACAAGUGCCGACUAAGGAGAAACAUACAAAUGUGUACAAAUUAUACAUGAUCGAUAUAUUAUUUAAGGCUUUGAUGGAGGAUCGCGAAAGGGUUCAAUCACUAAAUCACUAA
Molecule: messenger RNA, 345 nt
Organism: Arctia plantaginis
Lineage: Eukaryota; Metazoa; Arthropoda; Insecta; Lepidoptera; Erebidae
Source: the annotation of a GenBank genome assembly